UUGUGAGCCGCUUCCCCUUAAAUGUAUGUCCACAAAUGAGCCACAGCCUUAUCAGCUGGGGUUGAGGGAAGACUGGUCUAGUUGCUGCUCCUGAAUUGGGUCUCUGAGCCAUGGCUUCUCAUAGACACUCAGGUCCCUCCAGCUAUAAGGUGGGCACCAUGGCUGAGAAGUUCGACUGCCACUACUGCAGGGACCCCUUGCAGGGGAAGAAGUACGUGCAGAAGGAUGGCCACCACUGCUGCCUGAAGUGCUUUGACAAGUUCUGCGCCAACACCUGUGUGGAAUGCCGCAAGCCCAUUGGCGCAGAUUCCAAGGAGGUGCACUACAAGAACCGCUACUGGCAUGACACUUGCUUCCGCUGUGCCAAGUGCUUUCACCCCUUGGCCAACGAGACAUUUGUGUCCAAGGACAACAAGAUCCUGUGCAACAAGUGCGCUACUCGGGAGGACUCCCCCAAGUGCAAAGGGUGCUUCAAGGCCAUUGUGGCAGGAGACCAGAACGUGGAGUACAAGGGCACUGUCUGGCACAAAGAUUGCUUCACCUGCAGCAACUGCAAGCAAGUCAUUGGAACUGGAAGCUUCUUCCCAAAAGGGGAGGACUUCUACUGUGUGACUUGCCAUGAGACCAAGUUUGCCAAGCAUUGCGUGAAGUGCAACAAGGCCAUCACAUCUGGAGGAAUCACUUACCAGGAUCAGCCCUGGCAUGCCGAGUGCUUUGUGUGUGUUACCUGCUCUAAGAAGCUGGCUGGGCAGCGUUUCACCGCUGUGGAGGACCAGUAUUACUGCGUGGAUUGCUACAAGAACUUUGUGGCCAAGAAGUGUGCUGGAUGCAAGAACCCCAUCACUGGGUUUGGUAAAGGCUCCAGUGUGGUGGCCUAUGAAGGACAAUCCUGGCACGACUACUGCUUCCACUGCAAAAAAUGCUCCAUGAAUCUGGCCAACAAGCGCUUUGUUUUUCACGAGGAGCAGGUGUAUUGCCCCGACUGUGCCAAAAAGCUGUAAAUUGACAGGGGCUUCUGUCCUGAAAAUGGAAUUUGAAUCAUGUUCUUUGUGUCCUUGCUCUCCCUGCCCUACACCAUCAAUAAGGGAAGCGUGUUCUUUCACCUCUUUAAAGUUGCAUCUUCUGUCCUUUCUCCCAUUUUGCAAUAUUAUUCAAAUAAGGGCACACAGUGAUCAUAUUAGGAUUUAGCAAAACACAACCUUGCAGCAAAGUUAAUUUCUCUAUAGCUGCAAUGAGAAAACAAAAACUUAGAUAGAUUUGACUCUUCUGCAUGUUUAUCAUAGAGCAGAAAAGUGCUAACCAUUCAGCCACUUUGUGAUGUAAGCAAGAAGCAUAAGCAUUAAAGCCCCCCCACUGAGAUACCUUUCAGGGCUCAGCUGGGACCCACAGUGCAGUCACAGGACAUGCCAGAGUUGCAGCGGCUGCUCCAACUCGCUGCUCACCCUCUUCUGUGAGCUGAAAAAGAACUUGCUGGAAUGCAUGGUUUAACUUCCCCCUCAAAACUCUGACCUUCCUUCUAUUCUUUUGUGCUUUCACGUGACUAACAUGAAUUUCCAGAAAAUUAACAUUUGAACUUAGUUGUAAUUCUCAACUGACCUCUUCCCCUUACUAACAUUUGAGUCCCUCCUGUGGCAUGUUUUCUGAGCGUUCCUGCUUUAAAUCAUGGAACAUACAGGCGAUUUGGAAAGUGUAAACAGACCUGAAAAAACAAGCCUGUUUCAGAGCAACAUCUUCACAGUGAAUAUUUUUGGAAGCCUAACAAAACUAAUUCUCCUGUCCUUUUGAUUUUUUUUUAAUUAAUGAUUUUUUGUUUUAAUUAAUAGUAAAAUAGUUUAUGGGUUUGGAAACUUGCAUGACAAUAUUGGAGCCCCCUCAGAUGUUCUUGCAGUUUUGAGAUUCAUCCUGUAGAAGUGACUGUAAAACUCUAGGGGGGUAGCUAAGCAGGCACCAGGCUGUCAUCACCGUGAAUAUGACAUUACAAAACCGUGACAAGUUGAAUCCCUUGUAACAUAGUAGCUGUCUACUGUUUGUUCAUGUGUUCAAGAGGACCACAAAGUCUCCUCUUGUGAUUCCUAGGACUUUUCCUCAAGAGCUUAGCUGGAUCUCUAGGGAAUGGGGAGGCCACUGGCCUCACGGGCGAACCUGGUUUUCCACCUCCUGCUUCCCUGAAAUGCAGGAUCACUUACUUACUGCAUUCUCCAUUACUAUAUUACAUAUAUAAUGAGACAAUAUCAGAAGUAAACAUGUAAUGACAAAACAUAUUCACAUUCUUGUAGGAGUGGUUGUAGACGCCAAUGCCUCAUUUCUGCAUUUUGUCAUUAGCUGUUAAUCAUCUAACGUUUCAGUGUAUCCUUACAGAAAUAAAACAGCAUAGAAAGAA
Molecule: messenger RNA, 2380 nt
Organism: Castor canadensis (American beaver)
Lineage: Eukaryota; Metazoa; Chordata; Mammalia; Rodentia; Castoridae
Gene: Fhl1
Product: four and a half LIM domains 1
Biological process (GO): muscle organ development
Molecular function (GO): transmembrane transporter binding
Source: RefSeq, a predicted model, not a curated record